AGCCUAGAGUGGAUGGUGAGGGCGGGACUAAGCAAGUUGCUACAGUAGGCCAUAAGAGGAGGAAAUCAGGGUGGAGGAAUUGUGUUCAGGUGUGUGAAACUGAAGGCUGAACUUCAAGAAGUCGUUGGUGCUGUCUGUUCCAGCCAGAGAUAAAAAGAAAUUCUCCCUGUUACUCCCCUUUGGUGGGAUAACUGGGGGUGAUAGCAGCCCAGCCUUCCUCCCCAGUGCUCCACCAGAAUAAGAACACCACCCAAGGAGUGCCGACUUUCUCCGCCAUAGCUGUGGACAGCCUGCAUCCAGGAGGGAAGAGAUUUUGACAUCAGUCAUUUAGAAGAAAAGCAACACUACAUCGGGUUCAUAUUCCUAUGCUUGGCUUGCUUUGACAGGAGGAUCAAGACUGACUGGUUCUUAUUUCCAAUGAGAACAAGAUUGUGAAUGACCUGAGGCUGCCGCUAGAAAUGACCCUCUCCAUGGACUCCUUUUGGUACCGGUGGCAGUGGCGAAUCCAAGAUGGCGCCCCCCAGUCUCCAUCAGAAACCACCCCGCUGCUGUCUCCAGACAGGGAGAGGCAGAGCUCUAACCUGGCCCUGCAGCGGGUCGUGUUUCCCAACAAUGGCACGUGCCACCAGGACUGGGAGAAGACCUCCAGGAGCUAUUCGGGCAACAGGAUCUGCACCACCAAAUACACUCUCCUCACCUUCCUGCCGCAGAAUCUCUUCGAGCAGUUUCACAGGUGGGCUAACCUGUAUUUCUUGCUCCUGCUGAUUCUGAACUGGAUACCGUCCAUGGAAGUCUUCCACAGGGAAAUUACCAUGUUACCGUUAGCCAUCGUCCUGUUCUUCAUCAUGGUUAAGGACGGCAUGGAGGAUUUCAAGAGAUACCGUUUUGAUACAGAGAUAAAUGGUUCCAACGUUCAAAUAUAUGAAAGGACAGAGCAGAGCUUCGUGCAGAAGCGCUGGAAGGAUGUGCGCGUGGGCGACUUCCUCCAAAUGCAGUGCAAUGAGGUCAUCCCAGCAGACAUCCUGCUCCUCUUCUCCUCGGACCCCAGUGGGAUCUGCCACCUAGAAACUGCCAACCUGGAUGGAGAGACGAACCUGAAGCAAAGAUAUGUGGUGAAGGGCUUCUCACAGCAGGAGGGACAGUUCCAACCAGAGCAUUUCCACAACACCAUCGUGUGUGAAAAACCCAACAACCACCUCAACAAAUUUAAGGGUUACCUGGAGCAUCCUGACCAGACCAGGACUGGAUUUGGCAGUGAGAGUCUUUUGCUUCGAGGCUGCACCAUCAGAAACACUGAGGUGGCUGUUGGCAUUGUCGUCUACACAGGCCACGAGACAAAAGCCAUGCUGAACAACAGUGGCCCCCGGUACAAACGCAGCAAAAUUGAGCGACGUAUGAACAUGGACAUCUUCUUCUGCAUCGGGAUCCUCUUCCUCAUGUGCCUCAGUGGGGCCAUAGGUCACAGCUUCUGGAAUGGGACCUUUAAAGAACACCCUCCCUUUGAUGUGCCAGAUGCCAAUGGCAACUUCCUUCCCCCAGCCCUUGGGGGCUUCUACAUAUUCCUCACAAUGAUCAUCCUGCUCCAGGUGCUGAUCCCCAUCUCUUUGUAUGUGUCUAUUGAGCUGGUAAAGCUCGGCCAAGUGUUCUUUCUGCACAAUGACCUUGACCUGUAUGAUGAAGAGUCUGAUAUGCCCAUGCAGUGUCGAGCCCUCAACAUCACAGAGGACCUGGGCCAGAUCCAAUACAUCUUCUCGGACAAAACGGGAACCCUGACAGAGAACAAGAUGGUCUUCCGACGUUGCACCAUCGUGGGCAGCGAGUAUUGUCACCAAGAAAAUGCCAAGCGACUGGAGACCCCAAAGGAGUUGGACUCAGACAGUGAAGGGUGGACCCAGUACCAAUGCCUGUCAUUCCCAGCGAGAUGGGCCCAGGGGCCAGCAACAAUGAGAAGUCAAGGAGGUACCCAGCCUCUGAGGAGGUGUCACAGUGCCCGGGUGCCCAUGCAGGGUCACUCCCGACAAAGGUCUGUAGGGCGCUGGGAAACCUCACAGCCUCCUGUGGCCUUCAGCAGCUCCAUAGAAAAAGAUGUGACUCCAGAUAAAAACCUACUGACCAAGGUGCGAGACGCUGCCCUGUGGCUAGAGACCUUGUCAGAUACCAAACCUACCAAGCCUUCCCACUCCACCACCUCGUCCAUUGCUGACUUUUUCCUUGCCCUAGCAAUCUGCAACUCUGUCAUGGUGUCCACAACUACCAAGCCAAGACAGAGGGUCACCGUCCCACCCUCCACCAAGGUCCUGGGGACGUCCCUGGAGAAGAUCCAGCAGCUCUUCCAGAGGCUGAAGCUACUGAGCCUCAGCCAGUCAUUCUCAUCCACUGCACCAUCUGACACAGACCUGGGGGAGAGUUUGGGAGCCAACGGACCCACCACGGACUCGGAUGAGAAGGAAGAUGCAUCUGUGUCCAGUGGUGACUACUCCACGGAUGGUGGUUACAGGAGCAGCACAUGGGACCAGGGCAACAUCCUGGGGUCUGGGUCGGGUGCUUCCUUGGAGGUAUUGGAGGCCCCAGACCUAGGCCUGGUUACACCUGAGCUCUGCUACGAGGCUGAGAGCCCUGACGAGGCAGCCCUGGUGCAUGCUGCCCACGCCUACAGCUUCACGCUGGUGUCCCGGACCCCCGAGCAGGUGACCGUGCGCCUGCCCCAGGGCAGCUGCCUCACCUUUGACCUCCUCUUCACCCUGGGCUUUGACUCUGUCAGAAAGAGAAUGUCCGUGGUGGUGAGGCACCCUCUGACCCAGGAGAUCAUCGUCUACACCAAGGGGGCUGACUCGGUCAUCAUGGACCUGCUGGAAGACCCUGCCUGCGUGACUGACAUUAACAUGGAAAAGAAGAUGAAGAGAAUCCAAGCCCGAACCCAAAAACAUCUGGACUUGUAUGCAAGAGAUGGCCUGCGCACUCUGUGCAUCGCCAAGAAGGUCAUAAGUGAAGAAGACUUUCAGAGAUGGGCCAAUUUCCGGCACCAGGCUGAGGCAUCCCUAGACAACCGCGAUGAGCUUCUAAUGGAGACAGCACAGCAUCUGGAAAACCAACUCACCUUACUCGGGGCCACUGGGAUUGAAGAUCGGCUACAGGAAGGUGUUCCAGACACUAUAGCUGCUCUACAAGAGGCUGGGAUCCAGCUCUGGGUCUUGACUGGAGAUAAGCAGGAGACAGCAGUCAAUAUCGCCUAUUCCUGCAGACUCUUAAGUCAAACAGACACCGUUUACUCUCUUAAUACAGAGAGUCAGGAAACCUGUGAAUCCAUCCUCAACUGCACAUUAGAAGAGGUGAAGCAAUUCUACCAACCACAGAAGCCAACCCAAAAGCUCUUUGGGUUCCAGCUACCUUCCAAAACAACAUCCACCACCUCAGGAGCUGCAGUUCAAGAUGCUGGAUUGGUCAUAGAUGGGAAGACGCUGAACGUCAUUUUCCAAGCCAAGCUAGAGAAGAAGUUCCUGGAGUUGACUCAGUACUGCCGCGCUGUCCUGUGUUGCCGUUGCACCCCACUCCAGAAGAGUAUGAUUGUCAAGCUGGCGCGAGACAAGUUGAGCGUGAUGACCCUUUCCAUAGGUGAUGGAGCAAAUGACGUCAGCAUGAUUCAAGCUGCUGAUAUUGGAAUUGGAAUAUCUGGACAGGAAGGCAUGCAGGCUGUCAUGUCCAGCGACUUUGCCAUCUCCCGCUUCAAACACCUCAAGAAGCUGCUGCUUGUGCAUGGCCACUGGUGUUACUCACGCCUGGCCAGGAUGGUGGUGUACUUCUUCUAUAAGAACGUGUGCUAUGUCAACCUGCUCUUCUGGUAUCAGUUCUUCUGUGGCUUCUCCGGCUCCACCAUGAUAGACAACUGGCAGAUGAUAUUCUUCAAUCUCUUCUUCACUUCUUUGCCUCCUAUCAUCUUCGGAAUCCUCGAUAAAGACAUCUCUGAAGAAACACUCCUGGCAGUGCCUGAGCUGUAUAAGAAUGGCCAGAACUCUGAGUGUUACAACCUGUCAACUUUCUGGAUUUCCAUGGCAGAUGCGUUGUACCAGAGCCUCGUCUGUUUCUUUAUCCCUUACCUGACCUACAAAGGCUCUGAUAUCGAGGUCUUCACAUUUGGAACUCCAAUCAACACCAUCUCCCUCACCACAAUCCUCUUGCACCAGGCAAUGGAAAUGAAGACAUGGACAUUUAUCCAUGGGUUUGUCCUCCUCGGCAGCUUCCUGAUGUAUUUUGUGGUGUCCCUAGUGUACAGUGCCAUCUGUGUCACCUGCAACAGUCCCACCAACCCCUACUGGGUGAUGCAAAACCAGCUCUCGGACCCCACCUUCUACUUCAUCUGCGUCCUCACACCAGUUGCAGCUCUUCUCCCAAGGUACUUUUUCCUGUCUGUACAAGGGACUUAUGGGAAGUCUCUGAUCUCAAAAGUUGCGAAAAUUGACAAACUGCCCAUGGAUAAAAGAACCCAGGAAAUCCAGAGUUGGAGGAGCAAGCAGAGGACAGCCCCUGUAGCUGAGGCAGCUCAGCCUGCCCACUGCCCAGCACCGCCUGUCCCACAGCAGGACUUCAGAACCAGCACCCCAAAGAGCUCCAGUGCCCUCAAGCAGAAACACAUGGAAGACUGGAGGCUCCACAGACAGAGAGGCAACAGAGAGUGCAAGGGAGAGGACCCAUGCUUGGGGGGCCCUUCAGCUAAACUCUCAUCUGGGCAGCACCUCCUGGAGCCUAACAGGACACUGGCUCCUGAAGCCUACUCAAGGGGUCAGAUUGAUGCACCCCGGCACUUGAACAGAGGCAGCCAUCGCCGGUCCGAGAGCUCACUGACCAUAUGAGGGGCUGCAGCAAUCUGGACAAACUCAGAAAAGGCCACUCAAUCACUGACCCAGAUCACCCAAGGCCCUCCCUCUCCAUAGAGGAAAGAAUUUCCCAGUCGUAUUCUUUUCUAUCAGACUUGAUUUCCUAAGAGGAAGUCUUGGGUCCAACCAAGGAGUUUGACCAAAAAAAAAAAAAAAAAAAACUGAAAAACCAGUUGACCUCCAGCUUUUCUUUUGCUGCCAAGCAGCACACCUUGCAAACAAAAGUUUUUAUAAGGAGACUGUUUCUGUUGCAUUGAAUUUUUAAAUUUUUUAGCCCAAACACAGUCUCAUGGCUUUCUAGAUAAUGAAAGCCUGCAACACAAUGAAACUGGCCAUGAGAUUCCAGGAAGUAUAUCAACCCAGGCAAUAUCUCAGGAAGUUAUUGGGCUUGUCAAACCAUCACUUCACCCCUCAGUGCCAGGAGCUCAAGUUUCAGAAGGCUCUGCACACGAGGGCUUUGUCUCAAGGAUACUGCAACGAUGGCUGAGUCAGGCUCAACAGCCCCCCCAUGACAGAGAGCUGGGUCUGCUUUUUGUCUCUAAGCCAAAGAAAAACCACAUAUACAUAUGAAAACUAGAUUUGAAUUCAGUGCCACAGAUACUCUUGAGGGUCGUAGGGUCAUACCUGCCUAGAGGCAGGAAGAAUACACAUGCUGAAGGGAUGAGAUCCCUGUCAUACCUAAGGGACCCUAGGUCUCACCAUACAAGGAAUCAUCCAAGAGUUUAUAAGCACUCUUUCCUUAGAUUUCUUUAUUUUAAAAUAAAAUUACUCAUCCUCAUUCAGCCCCGGAACAAGAAAAACUCAAAGUUCUGGAGAUAUUAGCACAUACACAGGCAGAAUAGAUCCAUAUGAUAGAACUCAGCCCAAACAAUGACAUCUUAAGGGGUAGGGCUACUGUUACACCUCACACUCAUUUAGCUCAUUCAGAAAUACAGUAUCGCCACCUGGAUGAUACUGGCCAUGCUUCAGUUACAUUAAGAAGACUCUAAUGGGGUGUCAAAAGAAAGUAGGUUUAUGGUGGGCAGCAGUAACCCAUUCCUAAUCUUUUUAAGUCAGAGAGUUACUGACUUCUCCCCUCCUUACAUUAGUGCCUAUAAAUUGAGCAGAAAGUGUGACAAAUAUUUGCGCCUAUGAGUAAUAGCCACCAGCCAUGAGUUGCCUAUCAUUUGAGUAAAGAUACUUCAGCAAAGAUGCCCAAACUGACCUCAACAGUCAAGGUGGUCAGAGGCAGGCUGAGCUGGCCAUCUGACCACUUCCUGGAAAAUCCAGACUUAGCCAUUUGAACAUCAUGCUAAAGCCCAUACACUGCGUCUGCCUCACUGCCUCUGCCAUAUAAUGGUGCCAGCACCAACCAGAAGUGGUACUCUGUGCAUCCUCCAUGAAGACAGAUACGAGGGGAAUAGAAACAUACUAGGAAAAGCAGUAAUCACCUUAAUUGUUCCAAGUGAGAAAAUUAGUCAAAACUUGGCCCUCAUGGUCUUCCUUUCCCCAUAUAAUUCCUGCCUACUGCUAAUAGAGAGCCAGGUGGGAAGUGCUAAAGAACAGAACAGUGACCUCAGGAGAUAUGAAUUUGAGUCUUUGCUCUAGCCCUGUAUUCUUUGGGAUCCAGGAGCCUUGAAGGAGGAUGCCACACAUGAAAAUUAGGUUAGAAUUGUCCUACCUCCCAAGUUUGGCAUACACAUCAAGUCUGAAUUACAUGAAAUCCACCGGUGAGACUCUGAAUGCAAUAACACUCUGUAAUAACACAAGGUAUUUCUGCUUCAGAAAUAAGGGGGAAAAGAUGAUGGGGAAGUUUAAAAAUGGAUGUGGCCUCUGCCUAAAUGCCAGACUGUACCCAGUGUUCUGACGCUGCUCAUUUUCUCACAUGGCCAGCCAUCCCAGUUUGCCUAGGACCUUUCCAUUUUUACAAAGUUAUAUCCUGGGAAAUUGGGCCAACCGGUCACCUACUCUUGCACUCUUUGUAAACCAAACCAACUGUGACCAUCCACUCUGCUAUCUUACUCAGAAGGAAAAGUUGUAACAACUAUUCCUCUAUAACACAAUGCCAAUGAUUAUACUUAGUACAUUUUUAUACAUGCAUGAUCUUUUACUGACUGGAUAUUUUGUAGAAGAAAAAAAUAAACAUGGUUUCCAUAGUUUCCUGUCAA
Heterocephalus glaber (naked mole-rat) is the source of this 7018-nucleotide messenger RNA. Lineage: Eukaryota; Metazoa; Chordata; Mammalia; Rodentia; Bathyergidae. The record is from RefSeq and is a predicted model, not a curated record.